Molecule: messenger RNA, 2948 nt
Organism: Trematomus bernacchii (emerald rockcod)
Lineage: Eukaryota; Metazoa; Chordata; Actinopteri; Perciformes; Nototheniidae
Product: GDNF family receptor alpha-4-like
Exons: 8
Coding region: 412-1761 (449 amino acids)
Biological process (GO): nervous system development
Cellular component (GO): signaling receptor complex; external side of plasma membrane
Molecular function (GO): signaling receptor activity
Source: RefSeq, a predicted model, not a curated record
AUGUACCGGGACCCCCUCAGCGGAGCUGCGUCGUGAUGAGUGUCCGCGGGCAGAGCAGCAGCCCGGUGCCGCGUCACAUCCCCUCUAUCUGACCGAGUCCUGCACGCGGCGCUGCGCGGUGUGAUCCGGAGCUUUGGCACACACACCGAGCCUCUCUCUGGAGCUUUCUUUGCUCCGACACAUCCCUCCGAGGCUUCUCCCUCCGUCCUCCUGGGGAUUUGAAACUUGAGCGACUUUUCCGCCGCAGGCAGAGAACAAAAGGCGGACGCACGGAGAGUGUUGGAGCGGUGAAUGUAGCGGCGGGCUGCGGUCAGUCUGCGGGGCGCACAGCGGUGCCGCGGAGAAGAGACGCACCAAGUCCCGUCCAACACCCCCGACCCUCCCCCCCCCGGAGUCCCGGAUACCGCGAACAUGCUUCUCCUCGGGAUUGCAAUCUUCCUCUCAGGUGUGCUGCCAUCCUCAGCAACCAUCUUCCCCUUCCCUCCCUCCCCGACUGACUGCGUUGAGGCUCACAAAGUGUGCUCAGCUGAGCCCCAGUGUGAGGCGUUGUACCGGGGCUUGGAGCUGUGUGCAGCCGAGGCCGCGGUGUCCCCUCUGGGAGAGCAGGUGGCUGCAGAGUGUCUGGAGGGACAGGACGCUCUGCUGGCCAAACACCCAGCUCUCCUGGCCUGCAAGUGCCAGCGCGGAUUCCGCAAGGAGGAGCAGUGUCUGCACAUCUACUGGAGGGUCCGUCUGAUGCCAGGUGAGGAUGAGUUGGAAAUAUCUCCCUAUGACGACACAAUGAUGGAUUCUCACAUGGCCUCCUUAGUGGCAGCCUCUUCCUACAUGCAGCUGGACGGUGAGAACCAGUGCCUGAAGGCAGCACAGGACUGCGGCCUGUAUGAGAAGUGUGGCGCCCUGCGGUCAGAGUACGUCCUGGCCUGCACCAAGCGGGUCUCCAUGACCAGCCGCUGCAACCAGCACAAGUGCCACCGGGCCCUGAGGCGCUUCCUGGAGCGGGUCCCUGAGGAGUACAGCCUGGGGGUCCUGUUCUGCCCCUGCACCAACACCCUGUGUGGGGAGAGGAGGAGGAAGACCAUCGUGCCCUCCUGCUCCUACCAGGACCCUGAGGGGGUGCAGCCCAACUGCCUGCACCAGCAGAGCUUCUGCCGCCGGGACGACCUCUGCAGGUCCAGACUGGCUGAUUUCCUCAAUAACUGCCAGCCGUCUCCUCUGACGGCCAGCGGCUGUCUCAAAGACUCAGCGGGACUGUGCCUCCGAGCCUACGCCGGACUCAUCGGCACCGUCAUGACUCCCAACUACCUCAGCAACAGCUCUGCAGACGUGUCUCUGUGGUGUAACUGUGAGGGCAGCGGCAACCAGUGGCAGGACUGUCUGAGGCUGCAGCGCAUGUUCACACACAACCCCUGCCUGCGUAACUCUAUCAGUUGGAUGGGGAGCCCGGGCUCCCUGCCGGCAGACUUCACCCCCCUUCCCGCUCCCCGGCCCUCCCCACUGGUUCAGGAGGAUGAGCUGCUGAGCAACAACCACCUGCCCGAACACAACAACAUCGUGGUGGACAGUGAGGAAGAUCCCCUGACACAGAUAGAAGAGGAGGGCGAAGAAGGUGGCCAGUUUGAUGUGAUCCCGCCGUACUCAGAGAGGGCCACUGUCUCCAACCUGGGCUCCGGGGGCACGGGCGGGGUGGCCCCCCUCACCGCCCCCCCCAACGCUGUGCUACUGCUCCUCCUGCUCCUCUCCACCUCCCUCAGCUGGGGGUAGGACCGGGGAUACAGAGAACACACACACACAAACACACACACACACACACACACACACACACACACACACACACACACACACACACACACGUACAUGCACACGCUCACAUAUGAUGGACCUUGCAACAAUCCUGGACUGAUGGCUAUAAAAUGAUAGGAGACAUAGUGAAGACAUGGACUUCUCAUUUUGUCAGUAGCAUCCUCUUGAUUCCUCACUUCUGUUCUCUUUUGUUCUUUUGAAACUUGCACUUUGUUCAACGUGGUGUGACUGCAGCUGCCGUGGUGUAUUGAAGUCCUGUGAGCACAAGAGACCUAUCUGUGGUUGGUGUGCACAUGCUGCCAUCAACCAAUAAGCAUAAUGUAAAAAAAUAUGUUCAUUUGAGUGGCUUGCUCGGUUGUUAGCACAAAAACCUUAGCAGGCCAAGGUGUGUUAGCAAAAGAAAAUAUUGAGGGCAGCUGAAUAGAAAACGUCAGCCUCCUAACUUUAGUCAUCAGUAGUGAAAAUACAUUUCUGACAACAUAGAUGUCUAUUUACAGAAAAAAACAAGUGUCCACAAACUCUUUCCAACAAUGACUGCAAUGGCUGGCAUACAACAUAACCCAAUCCAACAUAUAAAAUACAGAAUAUUUAAAUUAAGCCUGCACAGUUAACGUCAGCUUAACCUUAUCAAGAGGCUACACAUAUUUACCAAGAACCUAGCUAUGCUACCUUUCCAUUUAUCUGUUGGCCUACAGUGUUAGCAGAGGAGCAACGUUAGCCAUAUGAGAAGAAGGUGUGAACAGUCAAUACAACGGCUUCUCCGGUUCUUUCCAUUCUGCACUUCACUGUAAUACUGUACCAUGCUAAUGAAUUGCAUUAGGCUGCAAGCAUGUUGCGAACCACUGUUAGCAUUUUGGGCUGUUAGCGUCACACAAACACUGCUUCUAUGAUGUUUCUUACUGUUUGAGUCUUUCAUUUCAUUUCACUGUUGAUUUAUUGAUUUCAUUCAUCAAUUCAAUGUAACUGCUUAUUUUACCUGACUCAGUUCAGAUAAUGACGAUCCCAAGCUAACUAGCUACAACUUUAUCAACUUUGCCGGCAACAUUAUUAAACUGCUGGAUGUAUAGAAACAUACUCCAAACCCUUAUAAUUGGCUUACUAAAAUGUUGUAACAAAUAAAGAAAAUAUCAAAAGCUUGGUACAUUUUA